CUUUUCCUCUGCACAGCCAUCCCUAUUACCAGCCAAUUAUCAUGUCUGCUGAACUUAUAGCCAAACAUCCUUCCCUUAAAAAAGCCAUUGAGCUGGGCGAUGCUUACGUCGAGUGGAAUGAUGGCAGAGAAGCCAGAUUGAUGGAGUAUAUUUACUCACAUCCCGAAUUGGACUCGUUGAGAGGACACCCAGAGAAGAUCCUAGCGGCUAUGGACGAAUUUUCCUCUCAACAAGAUUUGCUCAUUAGUGUCGGUUUUCAGAAGGCAAAAAUCCUCAAGGAUCUUGUUGCCUCUGAAUCACCCCAAAUUGUGGUAGAGUUGGGCGGGUAUCUGGGGUACUCAGCCAUCCUCUUUGGUGAUCAGAUGCGUCGCAACGCAGCUUCAAGCAUGGACAAAGUCUCUUCGCUUCGAGUGUGGAGCCUAGAGGCCAGCCCAAUCUACGCCGCAUUCACAAUGAGCAUGAUUGACCUGGCUGGUCUGAGUGACAUUGUCAAGGUGGUUACUGGUUUGGCUGAGGCAUCCCUCCGUCGCCUUCACCAUAGCGGAAACCUAAAGCAAGUCGAUUUCCUCUUCAUGGAUCAUCAGGAAACUCUAUACACUAGUGAUUUGAAGUUGUGCGAAGAGCUUGGCAUCUUCAAACUUGGCUCUGUUAUUGCGGCUGAUAAUGUUGUUCGCCCUGGAGCUCCCGAAUAUCGCGAAUAUGUCCGUGGUCAGUCCCGCUUUGAGAGCAAAGGUAUUCCCUGUUUUAUUACACCAGGGGACUUGCCGGACGAGAUGGAGGUAACCAAAGUUCUCUCGUAGUACUGAGAUAAGCAGGGCAUUUGUUGUACAAAGACUACUAGUAUCAUGUCUAAAAUAUAGUGGGAAAUGAACAACACAAAACGCAUUACUCAUAGCGAC
Messenger RNA from Trichoderma asperellum CBS 433.97, 899 nucleotides. RefSeq lists its product as uncharacterized. Lineage: Eukaryota; Fungi; Ascomycota; Sordariomycetes; Hypocreales; Hypocreaceae. Gene Ontology annotation, molecular function: O-methyltransferase activity. The record is from RefSeq and is a predicted model, not a curated record.